Arabidopsis arenosa is the source of this 2852-nucleotide messenger RNA. The record is from the annotation of a GenBank genome assembly. NCBI's taxonomy places the organism in Eukaryota, Viridiplantae, Streptophyta, Magnoliopsida, Brassicales, Brassicaceae.
AAGCCUUGCCAAUUUCUUCAUCUUCAAGAUCCGCUUUUGUGAUUUGACUUCUGUGGGUAUGGGAAAAGGUAAGCUUAUAUUGAUUUGUCAAUCUGGUGGCAAAUUUGUGACUGAUGAUGAUGGGACAAUGACAUAUACUGGGGGAGAAGCAGAAGCGAUAGAUAUUAAUCAUGAAACCACGUUUGAUGAUUUUAAGCUAAAACUGGCAAAACUCUUGAACUUGGAGUAUACUUCUUUGUCCCUCAAGUAUUUUCUUCCCGGAAAUAGAAGAACUCUUAUCACAAUGAAACAAGAGAAGGACAUGAAAAGGAUGUAUGAUUUCCAUCUGAGUUCAGUCACAGCAGAAGUUUUUAUUACAGGACAAUAUGGCUUCCAGUCUGAAGCAGUUGUGUCACCUGGUACCAGACGACACCAUGUGGCAUAUGGGAAUGUAGCCAAUGUACCCAUCCAAGUUAUCACAGGAACUCCUGAAGAAAACAACCUCGCUGAUAUUAAUAUGAGAUCUAGAAAGGUUGCCCCCAGAAUUACCUCUGAUACCAGUGGCCUUGUUGACAUUCCCGUAACAGUAUCCACCAAUCCAGUGGGACCAGCCAAAUCAACCUCAAAAAAAAUCAAGACAAAAGGGAAGAAGAGUCUUGUUUCUAAUAUCUCCAACCUGACUCCCAAAAGUUCGAAACAAUCAUUCAUAGGUAGUAAUCCUGGUAUCAAAAGCUCCCCUCCAAUGUCUCUUAGUGUUGUGUGUGGUGUGACUACCAGUUCCCCUAGAACUGUUAGUAAACGAAGACGUGUGAUGGAAGAACCCAGCAUUUUACUCCAGGAUGAAAAUGUCACGGAUACAAGGAGAAGAUCCUUACGAAAUAGGGGAGAAAUUCGAAAGCCUGAUAUAGAGACCUAUUACCCUGAAAUUGAGGAUCUUGACUACGAACGUGAGAUAAAUUAUUCUAUCUCUGAAGCUAACGAUGGUUCUGUAGAGAGCUUGGUAGCCUCAUGGAAACGAUGCAUUACUGGUGUGGGUCAGGGAUUUGAAAGUGUCGUUGAAUUUCGUGAUGCGCUGCAGAAAUAUGCAGUUGCUUGUCGUUUUGGGUACAGAUUAAGGAAGAAUGAAUCAAAUCGUGCAUGUGGUGUUUGUUUAGUUGGAGGUUGUCCUUGGAAGAUUUAUGCAUCAUGGGUACCAUCUGAAAGUGUGUUCAGGAUCAAAAAAUUUAAUAGAAGGCAUACGUGCGGGGGAGAAUCUUGGAAAUCUGCUCAUCCCAAAAAGAACUGGGUAGUGGGUAUCAUCAAGGAGAGGUUGCAGGAGAACCCAAAUCAGAAGACUAAGAACAUAGCUGACUCGAUUUUUCAGGAUUUUGGUAUUGAGCUCAGUUAUUGCACUAUCAGACGAGGCAUUGAUGAAGCUAAAGGAGGACUUCAUACAUCAUUCAAAGAGGCAUAUAAGCAUUUGCCUCAUUUUGUGAAUAAGGUAGUUGAGGCAAACCCUGGAAGUAUGGUUAAUUUGGUGGUUGGUGAGGACAGAAGAUUUCAGCGGCUUUUUCUAUCUUUCCAAUCUUGUCUACAUGGCUUUCAAACUGGUUGCCGGCCGCUUCUUUUCCUUGAUGCCAUUCCAUUUAAGUCUAGGUAUCAUGAGAUUUUGUUAACAGCUUCUGCCUUGGAUGGAGAUGAUGGCGUGUUUCCAGUGGCAUUAGCCCUUGUGGAUGUGGAAACUGAUGAAACUUGGCGUUGGUUUCUGGAGCAAUUAAAGGUAGCUUUGCCCAGUUUACAGGCCCUUACCUUUGUCUCCGACCGAGAGAAAGGACUAGAGACUUCUGUGUUGGAGAUUUUCGAGAAUGCCCAUCAUGGUUAUUCUAUACAUUACUUGAUGGAGGAUUUUAUGAGAAGCCUUAGAGGUCCGUUUCUUGGAGAUGGGAAACCAUCGUUAACAUACUAUUUACUGGCUGCAGCACGUGCUGAUCGACUUGAUGGGUUUAAGGUUUACACCGAGCAAAUAAGACGAGUGUCUCCUAGAGCUUAUGAUUGGGUAAUGCAGAUUGAAUCAAAGCACUGGGCAUGUGCCUUAUUUGAAGGUGAACCAUACAGCCAUAUUACGUCAGAUGUGGCAGAGAUCUACUCGAAGUGGAUUGAAGAAAGUCAGGAAACUUCCAUCGUCCAGAAACUUGUGGCAUUUGUGAAUAAAAUUGUGGAGUUGGUAAACAGUAGCCAGGAGAAGUCAAAACCGUGGUUCAGCCAACUUGUGCCAUCGAAGGAGGAAAGUCUAGCGGAAGAAUGCAAGAAAGCAAGCACGCUAAAAGUUUUCUUUUGCUCAGACACGCUUUUUGAGGUUCAUGAUGGGUCUGUUCAGCUUGUGGACAUGAGUAACCAAACCUGCAGCUGUUACGGGUGGAAGCCCACAGGCCUCCCUUGUCAGCAUGCGAUUGCUGUCCUAAACACAAAAGGAAGAAAUCUGUAUGACUAUUGUUCAAGUUUCUUUACAGUUGAUAGUUACCGUUUAACGUAUUCAGUAGCUCUAGGAGCAGUUGCGAGUGACUUAGCUUUGGUGGAGAAUGAAGGCAGCAGCAAGGAAGAGGAUGAACAAGUACUUCCCCCUCUGUUUUCCCGAGUUCAGGGAGUAGAGAAGAGAAUCAAAGACCGGAAAAGAGGACGAUCUGUGUGUUGUACAAAGUGUGGAGGAGUAGGACAUAACAAGGCUACUUGUAAGGAUGACUGAUCAUCGACAGCCUACUUCUGCUCACUACAUUUGUACAGAGGUUUGCACUGUUCUUCAUAGAUUUUGUUGGAACCACAAGAACAUCCAGUCAGUAUGCUCUCUCUACCUCUUUGUUAGUGUAUGUAUAAAUUAAUAAACUCAGAAAGUGUUC